AUGUUCUGCCUCCGCGCCAGGGCUGUGCCCUCAACCUUCCGGGCCACCACAUCGGCCAUGCGGACCUCGAUGAGCAGAUUUGCCCAAAUCCCGCAACAACCAAGCACACCCUCCACAAUGCUCUCAUCCCGAUCCUUCUCCUCCCUCCUCUCCACGCCAACCCGCUUCCAACCCUCGCGAACACUCGGCGCCCGCCUCUCCUCGCCAAUCACAGCAACCGCCUCCGCCUUCUCACCCCUGUCAUCACUCCUCUCCCAGAAGACACCCUCGCAGUCCCGCUCGUUCUCCGCAAGUGCCUCCCUAGGCGUGCGCCGUGUGACGUUCCGCCCGUCACGACGGGUCCAAAAGCGCCGCCAUGGAUACCUGGCGCGCAAGAAGGACAGGAACGGGCGCAAGACUCUUAUCCGGAGGACUCUUAAGGGCCGGAAGGAGUUGAGUUGGUAG
Penicillium griseofulvum is the source of this 444-nucleotide messenger RNA. Its product is annotated as mitochondrial 54S ribosomal protein bL34m. The transcript is spliced from 2 exons. Lineage: Eukaryota; Fungi; Ascomycota; Eurotiomycetes; Eurotiales; Aspergillaceae. Gene Ontology annotation, biological process: translation. Gene Ontology annotation, molecular function: structural constituent of ribosome. The record is from RefSeq and is a predicted model, not a curated record. Gene Ontology annotation, cellular component: mitochondrial large ribosomal subunit; ribosome. Bases 1 to 444 code for a protein of 147 amino acids.